Molecule: messenger RNA, 3072 nt
Organism: Closterium sp. NIES-65
Lineage: Eukaryota; Viridiplantae; Streptophyta; Zygnematophyceae; Desmidiales; Closteriaceae
Source: the annotation of a GenBank genome assembly
AUGGAGCUGAACGACGUGAUUGGUGGAAAUGUUGCGACUGACGGCGACCAUCUGGCUGGCCCGUGCGACGGCGACAUGGAAGGCGACAUGGAUGGCGACCUUUUGGAGGGAGACGACGUUCUGGGUGCGUCGUGGGAUGCGUGCGACCACACCGGCAAUCUCGAGGCAAUUCUCAGAUCGUCGUACCAGACCGCGAGGCACGCCCAAUCCGGUUCUGCGACAGGCCAGCAUCACUUGCAGUCUUCCAUCGCCGGAAUUCUCUCCCACAUUCACGCUUCCGCGGCCUCACCCGGAACGGCGGACGCGGGGAAGUUGCUCUGGGAAGGCCCGGCUGGCGAAUUCGAAGCCGCGCGUCGACGCGGGGUAUGCGAAUCUGAGCGACGAGGCGAAGGCGACGGCGCAAACGCGAAAUGUGCAACGGUUCCAGCCACGGCUGUUGCGGAGGCGACGGAGGGAGGUGGCACGGAGAGGGCUCGCGACACGGUUGAGAAGCUUAGCGUCGUGGAGGCUCCCCUCGCUACCACUUCUGCCACCGCCACCACAGCCACGCGUACCACCAAGAUAACCACUCCUCCCCGCUCCAACGCCACCCCUCCGCGGACCAACCCCACUCCUGCCCGCUGCACCCCCACUCCUCCCAAUUCCUCUGGCACUCCCGCUCGAAGCAUCCGGCCGUCACCGUUCCGCCGCCUCCCCUCGUCACCCGCCUUCUCCCCCGCUGCUCCCGCCGUCACCUCGUCCCCGUUGCCCUCCCAUCCCUGCGCUUUCCCUCCCGCCCCUCCCACCCAUCGCACCGUCCCGUACCCCUCACAACCGGGCCUCUCAUUCCCGCCUAGCCCCUCUCCUUUCCCUGCGCCCCCGCUCGCGCCUGCGCCAUCCGCGCAGCGCGGGCUGCCGCCCUAUCCGCGCCUGCCCUUCUUCGCCAACUACCACCAGGCCUAUCCCGCAGCCGCGCUUCCCCUUCCCCCCAUGCCCGCGAGCUUCUUAGCUGGCGCUGCUGGUGCCGCGGCCUCUGCUAGCAGUGCUGCCGCCGCUGGUACCUCUGGUGCUGCUAGUAGCCCUGCUGGCGAGGCAGCGGGUGCUGGUGCUGCAGGCGCAUCAGCGAAGGUAUCAACGCCCAGUCGAGUCGCUGCAUCUGCUGCGGUGAAUCCACCCAGCAAUGCACCCAUCAGCGCACCUAUCAGCGCAAACACAGUCGCGUCUACAGGGAAUGCUGUUCGUAUGGCUGCCGUUGGGCCUGUGCCUCCUCACAUGCCUGCUCGCACUCUCAUGCCCUUCCCUGGUACCACCAUGCCGGCACCCGCGUUCUUCCCAGGUGGCAGCAUGGGUCAACCAUACCCUCCUCCAUUCUUCUACCAAUCCCGGCUGCACUCCACUGCAUCAGCUGCUGCGCAUGCAUCAGCAGCAUCAGCUCCAACAGUAACUGCUGCGUCUUCUCGUGCUCCUUCUUCUACUGCUACUGCUGCUGCCGUGGCGGCAGCAGCAUUUCCUCCCAUGGGAGGAGUGCGAGGAUCCGCAGGGGCAGCUGGAAGCGCGAAAGGUGCCCAGCUCGCUGAUGGGUGGAUGAGCAAGCAGAUGUGGGUGCGUCAGGCCCAACAGGGGACUAGCUCUCAGCAGGAGCAGCAACUGCUGGGUCGGCAGAUGUACCUGUUUCACCGGCAGCAGCAGCUGAUGCGCACGCAGCAACAGAGGCAGCAGCAGCAGCAGCAGCAGCAGGAUAAGCAGCGGGAGAAGCAGAACGAGGUGCUGAAAGCAGAGCAGCAGGAGAAGCCAUUGAACAUGCACAGGACGGGCGAGACAAACCCACAACCUGUUGUACGCGCGAAGCAAGAAGCAGGUGGGGACGACACGACCCGCAGCGGCGAUAGCCGCCCUUGCACGCCAGCUGCCGCUGUUGCUGGUGCAACAGGUGAUACAGCCGCACUGUCUGCACCUGUUGCCACCACUGCACGCGCAUCUUCAAACCCUGGUGAAUCUGCUCGUCCUGUCCAGGCCGACGCCUCACUUGCUCCUUCCCCACCUGCAGCCGCACCUGCAGCAACGGACUUCAGUGAAAACCAGAUAGGACGUGACUGUAACGAGGGGAAGAAGAGGGCCCGUGAGGCACAGCAGGAGAUGGUGGAGGUGGGUGGAACGGACGCAGUUGGACAGGGGCGAAGCAAACGUCUCAGGACAGCAGAGGAGACUGUUAGGACCGAGCCCGAGGGAGAAGCCAAGGCAGGGGAUGCUUUCAUGGCAGAGGCAGCAGUGAAAGCGGAGCAGCAGGAUGGGUGUCAGGCCAAGGAGCCCUCACUGCAGCAUGCCGCUUCCUCCACCGAUGCAGCAGCAAGAGAGUCAGCAAGACGGUCGGCAGGAGGAGCUGGGCCAGCAGUUAACGAGAGAGCUGGUUCGAUGGAGUGCGGGGAAGAAGGCAUGGAAGUCGAGUCUGCCGCCUUGGGCCAGCUCUAUUCUACCAUUGCUCAGCUCGACGUCACCACCCGUGAUUGCAUUCGCAGUGCCCUCCUCCGCCUUGCCACCAGCGCUCAAUCCCGUGCCAUGUCACAAUCUGCCGCCACCGGCACCACCUCUGUUCCUGCUUCACCUGCUGCUUCUGUGCGCGAAUGUUCUGCUACCGAUGCUGCUCUUCAUGGCACCCCCGACCCCCACCUCCACCCACUCCUUCCCCGCAACGUCCCCUUCCUCUUCGCACUCCACCCACCCAGCAGCCUCAGCCUCACAAGCUCCAUCCCACUCGCACGUGCCAUCCCACUCGCAUGCAGCCUCGACGCUCCUCGUGCACUCCCACUCCGCCACCUCCCUCACUGCCUCUUUCUGCUCCUCUGCUACCCCCACCUCUAUUCCGCAAACUUCAUCCACACCACACGCUCACGCCACCAGCUCAGCCAGCCAGCUGGCGAGAUGUGGGUGAUUCCAGGUCAGCAUUCCCGUGGUGCUGGGGCGAUGCCUGCUGCAUCCCCAGCUGGUGCUGUCACUACUGCUGGAGAGGCCAGAUUAAGUCAGGGUUUGCAGCAGCGUGCGGUGAGUGGUGUGGGAAACGAUAAUCGCAAUCAUCCCUGCUUGACCUGUUAUUAG